Protopolystoma xenopodis is the source of this 585-nucleotide messenger RNA. Lineage: Eukaryota; Metazoa; Platyhelminthes; Monogenea; Polystomatidea; Polystomatidae. The record is from the annotation of a GenBank genome assembly.
AUGUUAGUACCGAACGUUAGUUGUUCUUGCAACUCGCCUCAUUUGGGGCAGAAGCCAUUGUUAGAUAAAGCCCACAAAGAUAAAAUUUCUCCUGAUGAAGUCACGGCAUUCAAGCCACUUGGUGGUCAAGGUGUGACCUGUGCUGUACUUGGACAUCCCGGCUUUGUAUAUUCCGUUGACUUUUGUCCUCGCCCUGGAAAUAAUCCAAAUCUACAAUCAGUACGGAGCAUAUUCAAUCAGAUUCUCUUUUUGGCUACAUCCUGUUUCGACAAAAUUGUGCGUAUUUGGGCGGUAAACGGAAAACGAGUAAAGCUUCUACAAGAACUUCAGGCUCACCAAAAGAAUGUUAACUCGGUGGCAUGGGCAGGAACCGAUCUUUCACUUUAUUCAGGAGACGCCUCUGGUACUAUCGCCAUAUGGCAAUUUAUUCCUCCCGAAUUAGACAAAAGGGACAAUAGCAAGGGAAAAACAGAGCUGCCCUCUUGGUCUCUACUAAAAGUCAUUCAAGAUCCUGAGCUGCUGGCGAGUUUUUGUUCUUUUUACCUACCGUUUACUUCAUUAACAGAGUCAUUCUAUUCAGAUUGA